Molecule: messenger RNA, 5806 nt
Organism: Mytilus trossulus (common blue mussel)
Lineage: Eukaryota; Metazoa; Mollusca; Bivalvia; Mytilida; Mytilidae
Product: leucine-rich repeat-containing protein 49-like
Exons: 22
Coding region: 322-2811 (829 amino acids)
Molecular function (GO): protein binding
Source: RefSeq, a predicted model, not a curated record
CAUGCGUACGUUGAUGGCUUCCUAUGAUUCAAGAUGGCGGCAUUAAAUUGGUGGCUAAGGACACAAACAUUUAAACUUAACUCAUUAUAAACUUUUUCAAUCCAGUGUAAAGUCAAAAUGUAUGAUGGCUUAUUUGAGAAAGUGACCACACUACCGACUCUCAUUUUAUUUGUUGACAGUAAUGUACAACAAACCUAGAAGUCGAUUGACUCUAACAAGAGAGACUAACAUACAUACAACUAACUCUUUAGCCUCCUUACAAAUAGUUCCUACAGUUAGUAGUGGUAACUUACAAAGUUCCCUUUUCUCAAGACACACAGAAUGGAGAGUAAUUAUUCAAAUAUGAGGGUGAAAAUAAACCGAAUUUCUGUUAAUCAGAAAGACGUGAGGACUGAGCAACAGUUUGAUAAGAGCACUGUUCAGCCUCAAGACCAAGUGAUAUUUCGUCCAACUCAGAUUCUACCCAGUGAUGUAAACAUGAAGCGCUACACUCACCAAGGUACACCGGAUUUUGCGUUGAAUCAAUUUGCAGGUUCAGAUCAAAAAUCCACUGAAAAAGUUCCUAUUCACUACAGAAGUAACAAGAAACAAAUAGUUCCAGCAGCAGCCUUAGCACAUGAUCUAAAUGCACCCCCAGAUAUAGUUCAGGAUGUGGAGGACAGUGGGAGAACAUCACGCUCUAGUUCACAUUUGUCACCCAAUACACAAAAAGCACCUGCCUUUUUACCAGGUGAUAGAGUAAUAUUUGCAGAGAGUCCUUCAGCUCCAGGAAUACCUGUAGUUUAUAGAACACCUGAAGAGAGAUCUUCAAAUCCAGACAGACUUAAUCUAGACAGACGGAAACUAACAGUAUGUCCAAUUUUGGAGGGAGAAGAACAGCUGCGUCUGCUCAAUUAUCAACACAAUAUGAUAUGCAAAAUCCAGCAUCUGAGUUCAUUAAAACGUUUGAUAUUCUUAGAUUUGUAUGACAAUCAAAUAGAAGAAAUAGCAGGAUUGAAUGCACUGAAAUCAUUACGGGUUCUUAUGUUAGGUAAAAACAGGAUAAGGAGGAUAGAAAACUUAGAUACUUUGUUCAAGUUAGAUGUUUUAGAUUUACAUGGAAAUCAGAUAUCCAAUAUAGAAAAUUUAAAUCAUCUGUCCGAGUUACGAGUGCUUAAUUUAGCAGGAAAUCAUAUAGUGCAUGUAGAUAACUUAUCGGGUAUGGAUUCAUUAGCUGAACUAAACCUUCGACGGAACAAAAUCAAAACUGUGGUUGAUGUGGACAAUUUACCAAGCUUACAGAGGCUGUUUCUUAGUUUUAAUGAAAUUUCGAGUUUUGAAGACAUUGCUUGCCUUGGAGAAUCUACUAGUCUGUCAGAAAUAUCUCUCGAUGGGAACCCUAUCGCUCAGGAACAGUACUAUAAACAGAUUGUACUCAGACAUAUGCAACAGCUUAAACAGUUGGACAUGAAACGAGUUACAGAGGAAGAAAGAAGGAUAGCAUUAGUGAUGGCAAGAAAAGAUGAUGAAAAGAAAAAGGAUAUAAACAAAACACAGGUUUUAAAGGAAAAGAAGAGAUUAGCAAUCAACAAUGCCAGACGACAGUGGGAGGUUAUGCAGGGUAAUAUGAUUAACAAAUCUGGUAAAUUGUCACGGACACCAGACUUGUAUGCAAAUCAUGUUGGCAGCAUACCUAAUGCAGAACUUGUGUCACCAGAUGGCGCUGAUGAAAAUAUGGAGGUGGAGUCUAUAAAUAGAAAGUCCCGACUGAGACAAUCUCAGUCUGACGAAGACCUGAGUGAGAAACAAAGUAGUAGAGGCAACAGUAGACCAAGCAGCUCACACAGUAGUAACAAUUUUGAUUUACCUGAUAUCCCUAAAGAGCGACCAAGGACUAGUAGUAAUUCACGCAAAGUCGAUGGGACUAAAAACCUUAAAGAAACUAUUAUAUUUGGUCAAGGAGACAAUAGAACAGCAACUGAUCUCAGUAACUUGGCUGACCUUGAAGGUGACACUUUGACCUUGUAUGGUACCCAAUCUCUUGAAGCUUUGGACAGGAAUUGGGGAAUUCAGGCAGCAGGGGCAGUUACUCAUAUUAUAUUCAAAUUCAUUGACUUUGAAGAUAUUGCUAAACAGCUGUAUAAAGUGAGAACAAAGUUUCCUGGUGUUCAGACGUUAACAUUCAGUGCUACAAAUAUUCGAAGUUAUCAGCAGAUAAAUGCAUUAUCUAGUGUGAGGAGAUUUGAUAAUUUAAUAGUAGAAAAUGAGGGAAAUCCUAUCACCAAAUUCACAUUGUGGAGGAGUUAUGUUGUCUUCAGACUUGCUCACUUUGCCUUGAAGAAAAUCAAUGAUAUGGAGGUAACGGCAGGAGAUAUAGUAAAUGCUGAGAAGCUGUAUGGUCCUGUUUCACAUAUAACAACAUCACAACUUCCUCAGUCGAGACUUCUGUCCUUGGUAGGAGAGGCAAGAAGGAAGCAAGUUUUGUCAAUAACUGAAGAUAAAUCGAAGAAAUUAUUAGAAGGAAAGUUAGAUAAAUCACAGAAUGAUUUUGUGGGUAGAGCUGGUCUGACACACCAGCCUGUAGAAGCCGUCAAUACGAAACAACAGUGUCAAUGGACAAUAUACUCAGUUGAACAGAAUGCAAGAAGAAAUUUUGCUAGGAGUUAUGUAAAUGAAAUUACAAAAGAAGCGAUAUUCACGGACAGAAAAAAAAACGAAUUAUUAAAACAGUGGCCAAUGAUUUUUCAUGAAAUGGUUUAUUCGUCUAUGAGUGACAUGUCAGACAUGCAAAGUUAUAUGAAAAAAUGUUUAGAAGAGUUAGAGAAAAGCUAGCAGUGGUAUAACAAUAGUUUUAUUGCCUUUUAAUGGGCCGUUGCUAAGUGCCAUGAGAAAGUCUUUCAAUAGUUCUUCUGUAAAGCCGUCCAAUGACCGAAAUAUUUCACAUCUGUGACUGUGAUGUAUAAUGGCAGCAAGAAGUCAAAAGAUGGUUUAUUUAUAUGUUGUGAUCACAUGAUAUGCAAGGGUACUUCAGAAAUGUGAAAAGAAGUUAGAUGCAUCUUCUGGAUCAAAGAUGAUGAAUGCACUGUGCAAAUGAGCUGACUGACAAAAAUGUUUAUUAUGAAUGAUUUGUUACAAAAAAACAUUUCACUUUUGAUGAGACAAAUUAAUUUCUGAUAUUUUGAUGCAGUUUACAUAGGUGCUUUUAUAUCAAAUUUUGUUGUGUAAAAGGAAAAACAGAUUUUUAUUCAAAAAUGUCUGCCAGCACAUAUAUGUUUUUAACACAGAUUCUAUUAUAUGUUCAUAAAGGACAGAGUAAUAAGAAAAACAUGUUCAUGGUAUCAAACUGUUGUGAUUGGUCAAAUUCAUUUAAAAAAAAAACAAUGUAACUUUCGAAUGGUUAAAGUUUUCCUGGAUAAGUAGUCAGAGAUUGGUUUGAUGGCCUGUUUUAGGGUCUUGGGACCAAGUCCAACAUGUCCUAAAAACCUACCAUCAGAUGUCAGAGUAAUAAUCAAGGGCUUCUUAACAUACUGAUGAGUUAUCAUUUAACAUGUUUCUUCAAGAUCAAUGCACACAUUUUUUUUAUGUAAUUGUAUCUUGCCAUUUAUAUUUAUUUAUCAAUGGAAGUCAUUUAUUUAAUGUUGCUAAAUUAAGUAGAUAUGUUUCAAUCUAACAGUGAUUUCAUAUUUGAAAUUACCUUUUAGAUGUGAUGAUAUAAAUACGAACUUGUUAAACUUUCUUUUAAGGAUAAAUCUUGCACUUUUGAUUUAUAUAUGUUGCAAGUUGUAUGUAUAAGGUAUGUUAGGUAACAUAUUACAGUCUUUACAAAAAUAUGCCAACUGGUAUAUGUCGAAAAAUCAGUUGGUCAUAAACAAAAUUAUUAUCUUUAUGGUAUGUAAGGGCCUUUUUCUGAGAAAAAUUUCUACCCUUCAAAAUUCACUGGCCUUGGCAGGAGAGCUUGUGGUUAUUCAAGAAGAGUCAAAAUUGAAAAAAGCAGCUCAGUUAAUCUCCAAAAGGCCUUACAUUUUUGUAAAUUCAUUAAAUUCUGUUCAGGUUAAGUUGUUGCCUAUCUGAUUUCAAUUAAACAUGUGAAAAAAGUAUGGCAGUUCUCAUUGUGUCUUCUAAAGAACAGUAACCAAGUAGAAGUAACAGAAAAAAAAAAAAAACACAUUGAAAAUUGAAACCUUAUUCAGAAUAACUAUGGUGUCUUUUAUACUGGGUUGCUGUCUUAUUUUCUGGUCUUUAAUUUUGUUUUACUUGUUAAAUCUCAUACACAUAAUUUAUGCUAGUGCUUGAAAUAUUUAUACAUUUACAAACAGCAAUAACAUUUACCUUGUGUGGGCUUAUAUCUCGCUAUAAAAGUAUAAAGAGAAAAUAGUGCUAAUACAAAAUGCAAUCACAGUUAGUAAAGCAGGCUAUCAUUUGUAAACUAUGAGCCUUUUCAGAUAUUUUUGUGUGUUGAGUUGUAUAAGUUAACCUUAUGACUGCUGUUCCCAUAUAUUGGGUCACUUUAUCAAUUGGUCAAUUUAUAGUUAUAAUAUUCAUGAAAAGACUACAUUCAUUAAAGAAAAGGAUUGAUUUUAGUAUUUAGGAAUAAGAUGUUUACUAGUGUAGAAACCAUCAUUUUUCUUUGACUUGACGUUGUUUGUAACUGCAAUAGCAUUUAACUGCAAAGGAUAAAAUAUGUGAUACAGGUACAUUUGUGAAAUCCACAAUAUAGUUUGUUGCAUUUAUUUAAAUAAAAAUCAAGUAUGAAUGGCUGUAAGGGGAAGAAAGAUAUUAAAAAAAUGUGUAUUAAGUGUGUUUAAGUAUGAGAGAGAGAAAAGAUAUUGCAAAGUUAACUUGUGUAUCAUUGCUAUGAAGAAAGAUGUAUGAUUAAUAUAUGUCUACUUUGCCUUCUAAAAGAGUAAUGUAUGUUGUUUUUGUAUGAUUGGAAUACUGGGUACAUGAUAUGGAAGUAUGUAUGUAUUAGUAUAUCCUUUAACCUCGAGUGUUAUGGCUUACUAGUAUACUCAAAAUUGUAUUUAAAGGGAAUUUUUACUCUUGUCUUUCAUGUUUUCACAAAAUUUAUAAUGUUCACUGUUAUAUUAAUUGCCAUUUUUUCAAUUUUCAAUUAUUUGUUUUAAAAUUUUCCUCAUUUAAAUCUGCUUUUUGCUUUAAAACAUAGUCCAUUUAGUUUUAAAAUAAAUUCAAAGUUUUCAUGAAAAGUUAAGACAACUAAAAGACAAUUUUUUGUCAGACAGAAUAGUAUAUCUUACAUGUUCACUUUUUUUGCAUCCUUUCCCAUAUGUUUUGCUAAUUUCUUAUGAAAAAAGGGAAAUGAAAUUUUACAUAAAUUUCUUCCAUUUUCAAUCAUUUUAACAAUGAUAAAGGGGACAAAUUAGCAAGCAUAUGUUAUGAUGCUUUAUUUGGUGAACUUACUUUUAUGUAAAAAAAGGUUCUAUGAAUACUUGCUCAAGAAUUUGAAUGCAGCCUUAAGAUCUGAGCGAUCCUUUUCAAAUUUUAACUGAAAACAAAAUUCAAGUAAUUAGACAAAGGGAGGUAAUCCAUGCAUUUCUUCAAUCAAAUGAGGAUAGUUGUAUGUAUAAACGUAAGUUAAAUGCAGUUUGCAUGUUUAGUGUAACCAUUAAUUAAUUGUAUUAUUUCUUAUUUUGUGCUCAAUAUUUUAUUUAUUAUUUGUUUGUUAAUGUUAUAAACGGUUAAUUGCCAAACUGUUUUAUUAAGAGGCUAGGUAUUUAUUAUUUCUUAUUCACCUAAUUCACACGUUGACAAGAGAAUGUAAUUUAUAUGAAAAUGUCACUUUAAAAUAAAGGUGAUUGAAGUUCUGUUA